GAAGCCGAAAAACUCGGCUUCUGUUUUGGGAGUUUUGAUGUCAUUUUUGGUUUUAAUAAAACCCCCUCAAACUCAAUGGUCCCGUGGCUGUGACCAUGAGUGAAAAGACGUCUGAAGCAUCUGAGGAGGGUGAUGAAACUAAAGAGGAUCAAAUGCAAUCCAGUGGUUCAGAAAUGAAAAUGUUGUUUGGAGAGGAGGAUCAUCUUGAACACCCUACCACAUCUUCAUCUAAUGUACCCAAGAAUUUACCAACAGAAGGUGACAUGUCAUUGAAUGCGGGACCCGAGUGCAGAGAGUCGAAGCAAGAAACUUCUUCUUCUUCUUCUUCUUCUUCUUCUUCACUCCCUACUCCAAGUCAUCAAUACCCAGCUGUUCAUACAUCACCAAAUCCAAACUUCAGUUUUGGGUUCAUGCCACCAAUGAUUGGAAGCCAAGUUACAUCUUUUGAAAACACCAAGUCUCAGGCACACGAUGCUUCUCAUGUCCCAAGCUUUGUAGUUCAGCAACCGUUUGAUCCAGCAAGCUAUUAUGCUCACUUUUAUCGUGAGAGUGAUGGGCGCAUGUCACCUUUCCACUCAACCACAAAGAACAAUUGA
Messenger RNA from Lactuca saligna, 596 nucleotides. NCBI's taxonomy places the organism in Eukaryota, Viridiplantae, Streptophyta, Magnoliopsida, Asterales, Asteraceae. The record is from the annotation of a GenBank genome assembly.